Bipolaris maydis ATCC 48331 is the source of this 1950-nucleotide messenger RNA. RefSeq names its product S-adenosyl-L-methionine-dependent methyltransferase. Lineage: Eukaryota; Fungi; Ascomycota; Dothideomycetes; Pleosporales; Pleosporaceae. Gene Ontology annotation, molecular function: tRNA (uracil(54)-C5)-methyltransferase activity, S-adenosyl methionine-dependent. Gene Ontology annotation, biological process: tRNA processing. The record is from RefSeq and is a predicted model, not a curated record.
GCUGAGCAGUCGCCGGUAUUCCCAUAUUGCCAAGCGCAGUAUGGCCUCUUCCGCAGAUAAUGUUGCUCCCAUCGAGAGUAAUGGCGCAAAAAGACACGCCGAGACGCCUUUGCGUAGCGAGGAAGGUUCACGAGGAAAUUACAGAUUCAAGAACAAACGAAUGAAGAACGGCCAUGCCGAGCAAAGCAAGAUACUAAAGACGAACGGUACCAACGAGGAGGUCUUAUUGGAGGAUGUCACUGCGCUCAUCAAAAAAUUGAAGUUAGAAAGAGAAGGGAAAGAGGCAACAACGCAACUACCCGAAAAGUUCAAAGAAAUUACUGUCGAGAUCAAGGAAUUAUCAUCUACCGGAGAGGGUCUUGGAUUUCAGCAAGGUUCGGAUUCAGAUCAAGUCAUUGUUGUACCUUUCAGUGCGCCAGGAGAUGUUGUCACCGCACGUCCACACAGGCAUGCCGAGAAGGAAAAAUACACCAUGGCCGAUUUUGUCAAUGUUGUCACGCCCUCAAUUCACCGCGACUCGUCGCUGAUAAAGUGCCCCUACUUUUCCAGUUGCUCGGGUUGUCAAUUUCAGAUGCUGCCCUACGAUUUCCAACUGGAACACAAAAAGUCAAUCGUUCAAAAAGCUUUCCAAAACUUUUCUAACUUAUCACCUGAGCUCAUCCCGACUAUUGGCGACACAAUUGGCUCACCCCUACAAUACGGAUACAGGACAAAGCUUACGCCGCACUUUGAUGGUCCACCGGAUGCUCGUCGAAGCGACGGGCGACAUGGCAUCAGACGUAGAUUCAAAGAAGUACCACCGAUUGGCUUCAUGAAGAAAGGAACCAGGAUCACCAUCGACAUAGAAGACUGCCCAAUCGGUACGGAUGCUGUGCGCGCAGGCAACAAGCGCGAACGCAAACGCGUCGCCGAUACCCUCGAGAAGUAUCACAGAGGCGCCACCAUCCUCCUCCGCGAAAGCACUACCCGGAUACCCAAAUCCGAAUACGACCCUACGAUGCAAGCAGACCCACUCGCAGUCAUCGAAGACCGAGGCGACCACAUCCAUAGCAAGAUAUGCAUAACAGACCCCAACGCGAAAUCCACCGAAUACGUUGACGACUUCCAAUUCGUCAACCCAGCAGGCUCCUUUUUCCAAAACAACAACAGCAUCCUCCCCGUCUUCACCCAGUACAUCCGCGAGCACAUCUUACCUUCUUCCCCCGACCACAAAAUCAGCCAUCUCAUCGACGCAUACUCUGGCUCAGGCCUUUUCACAAUCACGCUCUCAAGUUUAUUCAAAACCUCGCUGGGCAUCGACAUUUCCUUGGAGAGCAUCCAGUGUGCAAGCAAGAAUGCGCGUCUGAACAAUCUGCCAGAAAACUCCGCACGCUUCAUCGCUGCGAAUGCUGCACGCCUCUUUGAAUCGAUCACGUCUCCUGCCGACGAAACAGUCGUUAUGCUUGAUCCGCCGCGAAAAGGUUGUGAUGAAUCUUUUCUGCGGCAGUUAGUGGAAUAUGGCCCUGCGAGAAUCGUCUACGUGAGUUGCAAUGUCCAUACGCAGGCUAGGGAUGUUGGUGUUUUGGUUGGUGGCAUGAGGGGCGUGGAUGGCGGGUUUGGAGAGGGAAAGGGAUGCUAUGAGAUUGAAAGCCUGAGGGGCUUCGACUUCUUCCCUCAGACGGGGCAUGUAGAGGGUGUUGCUGUGUUGAGUAGGAAGAAAAUUGGGUCAGUUGGAGAAACUAACGGGGCAUAGAGUGGUGAGGUGACGAUGGAGUAGUUGGUCUGCAAAUCUCUGGCGUUUUUUGGGGUGAGACAUACGGUCAGACAAUCUUUUUCUAUCCGGCGCAUAUAUCAGCAUACAAACGUAAAGGCCUUCACUGCCUCAUAUGCUUGGUCAAAUUUUCUGGAAAACGCUACUCGCAUUUUGGCAGACAUAUCACAUUUGCACAAUCACAUGAAAUUCAUAUUGUG